This is a messenger RNA of Phascolarctos cinereus (koala), 2280 nucleotides long. RefSeq names its product RANBP2-type and C3HC4-type zinc finger containing 1 (gene RBCK1). NCBI's taxonomy places the organism in Eukaryota, Metazoa, Chordata, Mammalia, Diprotodontia, Phascolarctidae. Gene Ontology annotation, molecular function: ubiquitin-protein transferase activity; ubiquitin binding. The record is from RefSeq and is a predicted model, not a curated record. Gene Ontology annotation, biological process: protein linear polyubiquitination; positive regulation of canonical NF-kappaB signal transduction; proteasome-mediated ubiquitin-dependent protein catabolic process. Gene Ontology annotation, cellular component: LUBAC complex.
CUCCGGCUCUGCCCCUACUUGGGGCUGGCCCUUCCUACUCCUUCCUUCUCCUUCCUCCUGCUUCCUCGGGCCGCAGCCAAGCCGGGGCCGGAUCGGGUGGUGAGUGGAGCCUACGAGGGCCCGGGAGGUGUCCAGGUCGCCACUGCCCGCCGGGGGCCGGGAGGAAUCGUCCACGGAGGGCCAGCUCUGCCUUAGGGCCCCGCGACCCCCUGCAGGGGCAGCCCUGGCAGCGAGCGCCCAGCAUCCCGACCUGGCCCCAACCAGGUCAGCGCCUUCGCCUCCCCAGGGUAAAGAAGGGCUCUGGAUGGUCUCUCCACAGACUGAGCCUGCUGAUUGGAUCUGAGUGGGAUGGGCACAGUGCAGCCUGAUGGAAGAGAAGACCAAGAAAGUGGAGGAGAUGGCCCUGAAGCUGGCUCGGGCUGUGGCUGGUGGGGAUGAGAAGAUGGCAGUGAACUGUGCCACCUGGCUGGCCAAGCAUCGGGCUCUACUGACACUGCAGCUUAGAUCAGAGGUCUAUCCCAAACAGGAGAUCAAGUUAUGGGUGGGUGUGGAGGAUGCUCAGAUGCACACUCUUCACAUCUGGCUCAUGGUGCAGCCCAACAUGACAGUGGCUUCUCUGAAAGACAUGGUCUUUCUGGACUAUGGCUUUCACCCAAGCCUACAGAGAUGGGUAAUUGGCCAGCGGUUGCCCCGUGACCAGGACACACUGCAUUCAUAUGGGGUGAGGCAAGAUGGCGACAAGGCUUACCUCUACCUCCUGUCUGCCCACCACACCCAGCUUAGCCAGCAGGAGCUACAGAGGCAGCGGCAGCUUCGAGUUCUAGAAGACUUGGGUUUCAGAGACCUUGCUCUACAGUCUCGGGGUCCACAAGAGCCCAGAGCCAUGGAAUCUCAAGAAAAAGUCCCCUCUGAGGAUACUGGAACUACUGCUCCCUCUACUGUGGAAGCAGCCCCUGAUCCCUCUGUGGCUGGCUGGGAAUGUCCAGGGUGCACUUUUGUCAACAAGCCCACGAGGCCAGGCUGUGAGAUGUGCUGUGAGGCUAGACCUGAAGGUUACCAGGUGCCCAGCUCCUACCAGCCCGACGAAGAGGAGCAGGCCCGCUUGCAGAAUGAGGAAGAUGCCCUGCGGCAGUACCACCUGAGGAAGCAGAAGCAGCAGGAGGGGAACUACCUUCAGCUCCUGCAGCUGGACCAGCGGAGCCUCGUGCUGAGCAUGGAGGCAGUGGAAUGUCCCAUCUGCUACUUGUCCCUGGGGCCUGGCGAGGGAGUUGUCCUUCGAGAGUGCCUUCACUCCUUCUGCAAGGAAUGCCUUGAGGGCACAAUCCGGAAUAGCCAGGAGGCUGAGGUGGCGUGCCCCUACAUUGAUGACACUUACUCCUGCCCAGGGAAGCUGCAGGAGCGCGAGAUCCGAGCGCUCCUGAGCCCGGAGGACUAUCAGCGUUUCCUGGACCUGGGCAUCUCCAUUGCCGAGAACAGAAGUGCCUUCAGCUAUCACUGUAAGACCAAUGACUGCCGAGGCUGGUGCUUCUUUGAGGAUGAUGUCAACGAAUUCACUUGUCCUGUGUGCGGCCACAUCAACUGUCUGCUCUGCAAGGCCAUUCAUGAGAAUAUGAACUGCAAGGAGUACCAGGAUGACCUCGCUCUGAGGGCACAGAAUGAUGUAGCUGCCCGGCAAACCACAGAGAUGCUCAAGCUGAUGCUGCAGCAGGGCGAGGCCAUGCACUGCCCUCAGUGCCAGAUUGUGGUGCAGAAGAAGGAUGGCUGUGACUGGAUCCGUUGCACAGUCUGCCACACAGAGAUCUGCUGGGUUACCAAAGGGCCACGCUGGGGCCCUGGAGGCGUUGGGGAUACCAGUGGGGGCUGCCGCUGCCGGCUGAAUGGAAUCCCCUGCCACCCCAGCUGUCAGAACUGCCACUGAGGAGCCCCUGAGGAGGCACAGAGCAGAUCCUGGCCAUGACAGCACAGCCACCCAGGCCAUCAGGGCAAAAGCAGCCCUCGGGGAACUGACCUUCCCAGCAGACAUCCCCAGCCCUCACGUCCCAUCUGCCCAGCACCACAGGCCCCUAGAAGGGCUUACCAUCCUGGCAUAGAUCAGGGAUGAUGCGGAUGUGAUUCCUGGGGAGGCUUGGCAUGGGAAACUAUUGCUUUCCUGUGCUACCAAAAGGCCAUCACUGGGGAGGAGCCACAAGGGUCCCCAGUGACUCUUCAAGGUGUGAGUUCAUUGCAGUGCCUUUGUUUCUUUGGCAACUUUUGGCCAGCCUUCAGCAGAACAGACCUCCA